Messenger RNA from Guillardia theta CCMP2712, 1827 nucleotides. RefSeq lists its product as hypothetical. The transcript is spliced from 19 exons. The coding region runs from base 1 to 1827 and encodes 608 amino acids. NCBI's taxonomy places the organism in Eukaryota, Cryptophyceae, Pyrenomonadales, Geminigeraceae. The record is from RefSeq and is a predicted model, not a curated record.
AUGUUUCCAUACCCCAAUGAUGACAAGGGCGAACAAGAUCGCAACAGGAAUGAGCCUCGGCCUGCCAACCCCAACAACGUCAUCAAUAUCCUCUACGAGCAGCAGCAGCAGACCGUGUCGUCGUCGGGGCUCCUCAACUCCAUGACCGGCUUCUCCUCGCCCACGUGGCUGUCGCAGGAUAUGUUCCGUACCGGUGCCCAUCCUCCUGUUCAAACCUUCCAUCCUACUCCACCACCCAUGGGACGGAAUGAUGACCAGCUCCGGCUACAGGAGCAGGGACGGCUUUCUCACGUCUUCUCAGGAGCCUUCAGUUCAUCGCUAGGAGCUGUCCUGCAGCAUCAGUCUCAAGCUAUGAAUCCUCCCUACCACCCCCAGCAGCUGCCCGCCAGCCUGUCGUUCCCCCACCUGCCGAUGGGUGAGCUUGAGGUGGAUGCAGGGGUGAGGCUGCAGCAGGGGGACAAGACGGGACAUGGCAGCUCUCGAUCGGCCUCCAUGCCUCCCUUGGGGGUCAAGCGCGUGCCCCUCGAGUGGCUCUCCGAGGAUGACCCGGUGUGGAGGGCGAGCCAGUUGGAUGCUCAGAUGAACUGCUCCGGGUUAGGAAAGGCUGUUCAACGAUUCUGGAACGAGGAAGUUGAGGCCGGGAGGGUGAGACAGGGGGCCGAAGAGACGUUCGAGUUGCUGGAGAAAGGAGAGCAGGAGGAGAGAUUGUUCUGGACGAGACUCAACCGGGAGGUUUACCUUAGGCACUACGGGAAGCGAGUGCGAGGAAGCGUGAUGCUUCAGUCCCUCAAGCUCGUCCUGAGCCUCGUGCAUGACAAGGACGAAGGAAAGCCCACAGACUUCUCCGACAGCAUCUGCAUGCUCUACAGGCGUCUGACCCCUUCAACCGACGCGAGGGACGGCGACAGCUCCAGCUCCCCCAUCGUCCCAAAGCGCAAGCGAGGGAGACCCUCCCUUGCGUCUCAGAACAAACUCCCAGGUUCCUGCUCGCGGCUGCCUCCAAGCCUUGUAUGCCCUCCUUGCAAGGACAGCGGAGAGGUAGUGGGCAAGAAAGCCAUCGUUGCGUGGAUCGCCGACGCCAAGAUGAGCUGGAAGUCAGCGGAUCAAGGAGGAGCGAAAGUGAAAGAGGAGGAGGAGGAGGAGGAGACGGCAAGGCCGAUGCCCGUCUGGUUCAGCAGCAUCGUCAAGAUCCAGCAGGAGAAUAACUCUAGCAAGACCGCAGACUCCCCCUUGCUGAGGAGGCUUGUCUUCCUGGGGGGGCUGCUGGGCAAAGUUGUUGUGGAUCUCGUGCUAGAGGAAGCGAGGAAGUUGAUGCUGCCGCCUGAAGCCUCUGUAGCUGAUCAGCCUCGUUUCUUUGACGCCUCCACCUGGAGUAUCUCUAUCCCCAGCCUGCUUGACAGCGCAGACGGUAGUCCAGCACAAGGCUCUUGCUGCUUUCCUGUCCUCCGGACCGUCAAGCGCAUGGUGGAUGCGGUGGCGAGAGCCAAGAAGUUCAUUAGCGAAACUUCUCAGGUCGACCACUUCGAUAUCUCUUCCUACCAUUCAACUGUCGAUGGCAUCCACCUUAUGCAUCUCAUUCAACCCUCAAGCUCCCAGCUGAUCUCCUUCGUCGCUCUCAAAGACGUUUGGAUCAUCCUGGCACCCGUUGCUGCCGGCAUGCAAGAGGCUCACGGGAGGAUGCGGCUUCUCCGUCCUGAGCUCGCUGCACGGUUCUGGGUGAAGGAGGGAGAGGUGUGGGGAUGGAGCAGCUGCGGAGUGUCUGUGCAGAAGAAGAAGCAGCGCAAGAAAGCGAAGGAUUCUUGCUGGGGGUCUGUGUGGAAGAGGUAG